Molecule: messenger RNA, 1136 nt
Organism: Paramecium sonneborni
Lineage: Eukaryota; Ciliophora; Oligohymenophorea; Peniculida; Parameciidae
Source: the annotation of a GenBank genome assembly
AUGUAUAUAUUUAUUUUAUUGACAUAUGCUUAUGCAUAAAUUGAAUGUCACAAAGAUGAUUUAGUCACAACUUGUCAGUUGGAUUCCUUUUCAUCAUUUAUGAUAACUUAUGAAAAAAAGACUUCGGAUACAAUGUAUUUGUUUAUUGGUGCAAAACCUGGUCAAAGGUAUUUAUGUUUCCUUUAUUCAGUGCUCUCUUCUUUGAUUAAUUAGGUGUAGGUCCCAAUUCUACUUAUGAAAAGUGGACUGAUCUAGGUCAUUUAAUGUUUCUUGAUCUUUAAGGAGCUGGAUAUACAACAACCACUAAAACUCCUAAAUCUAUUGUUGAAUAUACCUAUUAGUAUGUUACUGCCUUCAAUACUUUUAAAGAUUAAUUGGAAUAUAAAUUUACACGUCUAUACAUAGUUACAAGUGGUAUUUCUUCAAAAGUGGCCUUGGAACUUGCUUUGCAAUUAAAAGCAUAUGGAACCAUUUUAUUUUCUCCAUUAUUGAAUCUUUUUGAAAACAUGCGUUAUUUACCUAUCUCAGCCUAUCAUAUGGGAUUGAUAGAUUUUUAAGAAAGACAAGCUUUAGAACUCUCUGUGAUGACCAUAAAUCAACCCAAAUUUAGUGAUUACUAAAUUUUAGUUAAUAAGGUUUCAAAAAUGAGUGGAGAUAUGCUUGUAUCUGAUUUUAGAAAAUUUGAAUUGUAUUUUAAUAUUAAAUAUUCCAUAGUGAUAACUCUACAAUCAUUUUGACUGAUAUUAUGAACUCAUAAGAAGUUAAAGAUAAAUAUCAUGCUAAUUCUAGAUUUUUUAAGACUUUUGAUAAUUAUAUCUUUAAUAAUCUGACAGAUUCCUUAUCUUAAAAUAUUGAUUUGGAUAAAUAUUUGAAAUGUAUUUAUUAAAUCAUACUAUUUAGAACUUAAAAUUAUCUGUUUGAUUCCACAAUUUUCAAUUGCUACAAAUAUUUAAGGAACUCUAAGUUAUCUAUUACAGUUCAAUCCUUUUAAAGACUAACCCUUUACACAAAAUUUAAAUGAAGAUUAAUUUGCAAUUUAUGCCAAUAUUGGAUCCAUUUAUAUAAUUUAUAAUAGUGGUGAUAAAAUGUAUUAAGAUCAAUCAGACAUAAUUAAAAAAAUUAUAGGAAAUUAGUGA